AUGGUGAACUUGGUGGAGUCACCAAAACCGUUGUUGUACGGUCUCAUGAAACUAGCCGGCGUUGUUCCGUACACCAUAGAGAUCGAACCAGGGACAAAGAUGAACUUCUGGAUCCCCAAAGAAACCCUUAAAAAACCCAAAAAAUCUGACAAAAACUCUUCCGUGGAACCCAAAAAACCUACAAAACCAGCCAUCUUGUUCAUCCACGGCUUUGCAGCCGAAGGAAUAGUGACGUGGCAGUUCCAAGUGAGAUCUUUAGCCAAGAAGUAUUCAGUCUAUAUACCGGACCUUCUCUUCUUCGGUGGGUCCUACUCUGAUAAACCGGACCGGUCUCCAGCGUUUCAAGCCCACUGUUUGGUCAAGUCUCUUCAUAUCCUCGGCGUGGAUAAUUUUUUCCUCGUAGGGUUUAGUUAUGGUGGCAUGGUGGCUUUCAAGAUCGCUGAGGAGUACCCUGAGAUGGUUCGAGCCAUGGUUGUGUCAGGUUCAGUUCUUGUGAUGACUGAUACAAUCAGUGAGUCGAAUUUGAACCGGUUAGGGUAUAAGUCGUCCGCGGAUCUUUUGUUACCAACUUCGGUUAAGGGACUCAAGACUCUCUUCACCAUUGCUGUUCAUAGACCCAUGUGGUUCCCGAACCGGCUAUUCAAGGAUUAUCUUGAGGUGAUGGUUACUAAUAGGAAGGAAAGAGCAGAAUUGUUAGAAGCUUUGGUCAUCAGCAACAAAGAUGUGACCAUCCCUCGUUUUCAACAGGUCUAA
Arabis nemorensis is the source of this 753-nucleotide messenger RNA. The record is from the annotation of a GenBank genome assembly. Lineage: Eukaryota; Viridiplantae; Streptophyta; Magnoliopsida; Brassicales; Brassicaceae.